GAUCUUGUUAUAUUAUUAACAAACAUAAUAACUUCAGUCUCUAUAUAUAAAUAGCAAAUAUACUUGUAAAAUACAAGCUCCUAACUCUAUCCCUCAACCCAUUUAUAACAUAUGGCAUUUAGUUAAAUUCGUGCCAUAAACAAAGAUUCAUAUUUUUAGACAGAAAUUAAAAACUGUUUCCCAAAAAAACUUCACUGAAUACUAUAAUACGUGAAAUGGGCUAAGAACAAUGCAAUAGUCUAUAACACAAAAAUGUUCGCGAAAAGUGCAUAAAACAAAUGCAAAAAUAAGAAAGAAAUCAGGAAUCGGAAUCGGAAUAGGAGUAGGAGUAGGAGAAAUGAGCAGAGAGAAGAAAAGGGCCUGGGAGAUGUGUGAGUAGCGGGCAAACCUCAACAACCCUCGUAAAACCCUUUGAUGAAGCAGCAACAGCAACAGCAACAGCAGUCAAAGCAGCAGCAGGCCGUGUGAGAGGGAGAGCGAGCGACUAAAGGGAGAUGCAGAGAACGACUCACCCCUUUGGCUUUGUGUGCGUGUGUGUGUGUGCGUUCGACUACCUGCCAUGGUCCGCCAUUGCGAUUCGUCUGUGGUGGUGUGGUGUGGUGUGAGUGUGAGGGCAGAUGAAUGAAGCGAGCGGCAGAAGCUGCUGCGUCGGCGUAUAAAAGGCGAGCGCAACGUGCAGUCGAAAUCAGUUAGCGUUCGACAACGUCAGCGUAGACACACAACACAGACAAUUCGAGUCAGAGUCAGAGUCCGAGUUCGAGUUCGAGUCACUUGCCAACUGUUUGAGCUACGCUUUGGAUUAGCUGCAGCAACAACGAUAACAGUCGAUACCGACAACAACUUCAACACACACACACACACACAGCACACAUUCAACGACAGCAAGAAUCAUGCUGAUGCACGAGAAACUCAUGGCCGGGCAGUUCUUCGAUCUCAAGACUGAUCGCAAGCCAAUGCUACAUCAUCAUCACCACCAUCAGCAUCAUCAUCAUCAGCUGCAACACAGCCAAUUGCAGCAGUCGCAUCAGCUGCAUCAUCAUCAACAGCAGCAGCAUCAGCAACAGCAACAACAUCUGCAACACCAUCAGCAGCAGCAACCACAAACGCUGCCAAAAAUGGAUUUGUAUGCCGCCUAUGCCUAUCAGCAACAGUUGCUGGGCAGCGCUGCCGCAGCCGCUGCUCUCAGUCAGCAACAGCAACAGCAACAACAGCAGCCAGCCGCUGAGGUGCUGGACUUGUCGCGUCGCUGCGACAGCGUGGAGACGCCACGGAAGACGCCUUCGCCGUAUCAGACCAACUACAGUUAUGGCAGCGGCUCGCCCGCCGCCUCGCCCACAGCAGGAAUCCCCAGCAAUCUGUUGUACUCCGCCCAAGCAGCAGUUGCCCAACAACAGCAGCAGCAGCAGCAGCAACAGCAGCAGCAACAACAACAGCAGCUGGCCACACUCUAUCCUGCCUUGUACUAUGGCGUCAAGCAGGAGCCCAGCCAGUCGUCCACAGCCAAGUCAACAGCCACAGCCACCGCCAGUUUGCUGCAAACGUUUGCUGCCGCUUCGGCUGCAGCAGCAGCAGCGGCUGCUGCCUCGGCGGGUGCGUUGCCAUUGUCGCCACGUCCCGCCAGCAAUGCGAGCACCAUGCAAAUCGAUGUGCUCGAGCCACCACAAUCGCCUCCAGCGCCAACCAGUACCAGCAACAACAGCAACAGCAACACAAGCACACCAACCAGCAGCACAACAGUAACAUCGCUGGCCAACAACAACAGCACAUCAACUGUGGCUGCCGAUUGCAAGAGCACACGCCCCUUCAAGGCCUUUCCACGUGAUCCACUGGUGAUUGCGGCCAACUUCGCUGCCACCGAUGUGCUGCUCGAUAAUCCCCGCGUGGAACGCUACACGGAGUAUCGCAAGCGUGUGCUCGAGCAAAUCCGCAGCUCCAAUGGCGGCUCACGCACCGUGACGAACCCCAAGAUGCGACGCACCAACUCGCGCAGCGGCAGCGUUAACGAGGGCAGCUCCUCGAACAACAACAGCGAGAGCGAGGAUCGUGCGGCAGCCGAAGAGUCGAGCGAUUGUGAUUCGCAUGCCGGUGGCAACUAUGAGAAGCUGUCGACAAACUCCGGCAACUCUGGCUCAUCGACAAUCAGCAGCUCGGCAACAACAGCGGCUGCUGCAGCGGGCAACUUGAGCGCCAUCAUUGGCGGCGGACCCGGCCAGGUGAAGGAUGCCGCCUACUAUGAGCGACGCCGCAAGAACAAUGCGGCGGCCAAGAAAUCGCGCGAUCGUCGUCGCAUCAAGGAGGAUGAGAUUGCCAUUCGGGCUGCGUACUUGGAGCGUCAGAACAUUGAGUUGUUGUGCCAGAUCGAUGCGCUCAAGGCGCAACUGGCCGCCUUUACCGCCAAAGUGGCGGUCUAAGGGGGGCAGCGAUAACACACACUACGAUCGAUAACAAUAUCGAUAACGAUACGCUGCUUGUUGCGUUGAACGCCUGCGAGUCCAACUUUCAUUUUUUUUUUUUUUGCUUUUACUGCGUCAAAGGGGCAGCUUAUCUGUGAAUAAUUUCAAACUUCAACUUCACACACACACACACACAUAAACACACACACACAGACAAAUUAAUCAUAAUCAUAGUAGCGCAAUAAGCACAUUUUUUUUUCUCAUUCUCUUCAUGCAUUUAAGUACUUUAAGUUCUUGCGUUUGUAAAAUGUAGUUUGUAAGCGAUUCUCGCAAAAUCUCACCAGUUAAUUAAUAUGUACAUGUAUAUGCGAAUCACUCUGUAUACCUAAUUAUCCCAUUUUGUAUAGUACAAGCUAGUUAGUAAGUGAUAUUUUUUUCAUAUCCUAUAAGAAAUAAUA
Messenger RNA from Drosophila sulfurigaster albostrigata, 2851 nucleotides. It is a transcript of the gene gt, whose product is annotated as protein giant. Gene Ontology annotation, molecular function: RNA polymerase II cis-regulatory region sequence-specific DNA binding; DNA-binding transcription factor activity, RNA polymerase II-specific. Gene Ontology annotation, cellular component: nucleus. The transcript has 2 exons. Gene Ontology annotation, biological process: regulation of transcription by RNA polymerase II. NCBI's taxonomy places the organism in Eukaryota, Metazoa, Arthropoda, Insecta, Diptera, Drosophilidae. Bases 891 to 2411 code for a protein of 506 amino acids. The record is from RefSeq and is a predicted model, not a curated record.